CACUUCUCACCCCCCUAAGGAAAGGCUGCAAUUCCAAGGUGUGUCAAAGAAGAGGGUAGCACCUGAUCUGCUUCCCUUCAGAAACAAUGGCGUCUGCUACUCUCCUCAAAUCGUCUUUCCUUCCCAAGAAGUCCGAAUGGGGCGUCACGCGCCAAGCUGCGGCUCCCAAGCCCAUGACCGUCUCCAUGGUUGUCCGUGCCAGCGCAUAUGCCGAUGAGCUUAUCAAAACCGCGAAAACUAUCGCAUCACCAGGAAGGGGUAUCCUCGCCAUGGAUGAGUCGAACGCCACCUGUGGCAAGAGACUUGCUUCAAUUGGCCUUGAGAACACUGAGGCUAACCGCCAGGCUUACCGGACCCUCCUUGUCACUCCCCCAGGCCUGGGAAAUUACAUCUCUGGUGCUAUCCUCUUUGAGGAGACCCUCUACCAAUCGACUGUAGAUGGCAAGAAGAUUGUUGACAUUCUUGUCGAGCAGGGAAUUGUUCCCGGUAUCAAGGUUGACAAGGGUCUUGUGCCACUUGUCGGCUCCAACGAUGAGUCAUGGUGCCAAGGUCUCGAUGGCCUUGCCUCCCGUGAAGCAGCAUACUACCAGCAAGGGGCCCGCUUCGCCAAGUGGCGCACUGUUGUCAGCAUUCCUAACGGUCCAUCUGAGCUCGCUGUCAAGGAAGCUGCCUGGGGUCUUGCCCGUUACGCCGCCAUCUCUCAGGACAAUGGCCUGGUGCCAAUUGUUGAGCCUGAGAUCAUGCUCGACGGUGAGCACGGCAUCGAGAGGACCUUCGAGGUCGCGCAAAAGGUGUGGGCGGAGACGUUCUACUACAUGGCCCAGAACAACGUGAUGUUUGAGGGCAUCCUCUUGAAGCCAAGCAUGGUAACCCCUGGUGCCGAGUGCAAGGACAGGAACACCCCUGAGGAAGUAGCCAGCUACACUCUCAAGCUCCUCCAGAGAAGGAUCCCCCCUUCCGUCCCCGGCAUCAUGUUCUUGUCUGGCGGUCAGUCAGAGGUGGAGGCGACGCUGAACCUGAACGCGAUGAACCAGUCGCCGAACCCGUGGCACGUAUCUUUCUCCUACGCUCGGGCGCUCCAGAACACCUGCCUCAAGACGUGGGGCGGGCGGCCAGAGAACGUCGCGGCGGCACAGGAGGCGCUUCUGCUGCGCGCCAAGGCCAACUCCCUGGCGCAGCUCGGCAAGUACACCAGCGACGGCGAGGCCGCGGCCGCCAAGGAGGGCAUGUUCGUCAAGAACUACAGCUACUGAUCCAUUGGCCGGCUGCUAUCUUAUCUACCUAUGGAGAGAGUGCUAGUAGCGCCUUGAGCAGCUUGAGGCACUGUAGCCAGUGUGUCGUCGUUGUUACAGAUCGAGACCAGCUCCGAUUGAGAGAUGGACAGAAAGUAUACUAUGUUUAUUACCACCCUAAGUAAAGAACUUGGAAUGGUUUUACUGCUGUA
Lolium rigidum is the source of this 1444-nucleotide messenger RNA. Its product is annotated as fructose-bisphosphate aldolase, chloroplastic. The record is from RefSeq and is a predicted model, not a curated record. Gene Ontology annotation, biological process: fructose 1,6-bisphosphate metabolic process; glycolytic process. Gene Ontology annotation, molecular function: fructose-bisphosphate aldolase activity. NCBI's taxonomy places the organism in Eukaryota, Viridiplantae, Streptophyta, Magnoliopsida, Poales, Poaceae. Gene Ontology annotation, cellular component: cytosol. The transcript has 6 exons. The coding region runs from base 87 to 1253 and encodes 388 amino acids.